Eimeria necatrix is the source of this 2520-nucleotide messenger RNA. RefSeq names its product Reverse transcriptase, related. Gene Ontology annotation, biological process: proteolysis. Bases 1 to 2520 code for a protein of 839 amino acids. The record is from RefSeq and is a predicted model, not a curated record. NCBI's taxonomy places the organism in Eukaryota, Apicomplexa, Conoidasida, Eucoccidiorida, Eimeriidae. Gene Ontology annotation, molecular function: aspartic-type endopeptidase activity. The transcript is spliced from 2 exons.
AUGCCGAAUAUAGUCGUGUCAAGCGAAGAACCCGCGGGGCACCCCACUGAAUCGCUGCGAACAGAACCCGGUCGCUGCAUCGACCAGUCCACCGCAGGGGUGGCACGACCGGCACCGAGAGUCUGGGACCGCGACGUUGGAGGGCGCAAGGUACCCGAAAUGAAUCCAGCUUGGGCGGAUCCGAGUCUGACCGAGUUCUUGCGGGAACUUGCCUUUCAGAUGGCGCGGGGAAUAGUGCAAGCGUCCCAGAGGUUUAUCGGAUACGAGGACGGCAAGAACAUGAGGAAUUUCCUCGACCUUGCAGAGUUAGAUUUCAUCGAACGAGGGCUGGAAGAACGGCAGUGGGGAGAAGAACUCAAAAGAUAUCUGAAGGGAGACGCCUUGGGUUACUGGUUGUAUCUGCGUCGCACUGGAGAACCCCUGACUGAUUGGGAGCAACUGAGACAGCGAUUCUGCGCGCGCUUCUGUGGUAUAACUAAGGAAUGGAUGAAAGUCAUGAUAGCGGAGAAUGUAUGGAGGGGCGACCACCACGCAUACUCUGCGCGCUUCGAGGCCAUCGUGGCCGAAGGGGUGUCGGUGGCUCCAGACCUGUUGGUGGGUUACUACUUGGCCAACCUGCCGGAGGAAAUAUUCCGAGAGAUAACUCAAGGGGGAACAAGGAAAUUCGCAGACUGGCAGGAAGCCGCCGCAGCACUGGCUACCACGGUGGCCCCGUGGAAGGAUUUGUGCGAAGACCGCCUCCGAUUCCAGCGAGACUUAGAGGAUGCCAAGCGCAGAUGGGCUAAAGGCGGGCGAGAGCCGGGCCUACUACGCGAACGAGAGAACAGGGACAACAGACGGAAUGAUACUACGGACUCACGCUGUUACGCGUGCAGCGGAAGGGGACAUAGCAGAGCCCGUCCGGCCGCCCAGACAGCAGCCGAAGCGGCCCAACGUCGACCAAUCGGGGCAUUUAAACGGACGAGCCUAGCCGUUAAGGGAGACGAGCGGGCUAGGCGGACUCGGAGUGGUAAAGGUGCGAUGUGCGCGGUAGCGACAGGGCCUAACUCCAUUCCAGUCUCCCCAGAUUGGGGGAAGAGGUUGCGUAUUGGGGAAAAGCGGGAACGCGCCGAGGGUCCGGACGUGGGGGAGACUCAGCAACCCCCGGCAGACCAGUCCCACGCCGAGACUACGUUGCAAAUCAAGGAAGGGUCUAGGCGUAGACUGGACCACAGCGGCGAGCUGAACGACGCCACAACUGAAGGGGACCGUCCGCAGGACACGAGCACUAAAGAACUACAAUGGUGGCGCGAGCAGAGGGUGCAGGAAGACGCCACGCCCAAGGGGACUCUGUGUAGUGUGGGUAUGAGCGCCGUACUAAGAGUCGAAGUGGCUGGCAACCAGUGCGAAGCUCUUCUAGAUACCGGCGCCUCAAGGAGCUUCAUUAGCCCAGGGGCGGUAGAACGCCUACAGCUGAGAGGACGGAAGCUGCCUGAGGAACACGUGUUCACCGUAGCUAACGGUGCGCAGUUGAGGAUAGAUCGCGUGGUGAAGGGACUCACUAUGUGGUGUGGGGCGACCCGUUUAGCUGGCGACUUCUUAGUCGGGCCGGUGCCAUAUGACCUAGUGGUGGGGCUUGAUUGGCUGACUGAGCAUAGGGUAGCGUGGUAUUUCCAGUCUGAUAAGCUACGUACGUAUGUGAAUGGCCAGUGGUGCGAUCUACCGGUUGUUCGUGCCACCGAUGCCACACAACGGAACGGCAGUACUCUAGGGACGCGUCAGCGGACCCCCGCGGAGCAGGCGUACGACAUACUGGCUAAGCAGGUGGCAGACAUGACUAGGGAGGAAGCUACGGCACUUCUACGCCCACCCUCUAAGAGGUUCAAGCCACCCUCAAGGGGCAAACGGAAAGCAGUGGUCGCUGCUCUGCUACAGCAGGCUUCGGAGAGCGCAGCCUGCAUACGCCAGCCACUUCAAGGGCUCUACGUUAUACUAGCGCUCCCCGCGAUGGAGUCGGACGUGGCUCUGCGUCUAGUGGAGGAGUGGCAAGGGGCUUUAUGUUGUGCCUUGGUCGAAACCUCCCCUUCCAACCCCCACCGGCAGUGUCUUAAGGCUCUACCCGCUUCCGCGUUUCCCGACGAAGAGGAAACAUCCCCUUGGCCAACGGCCAAACUCGAGUACUCGCAAUUCCAUACGUGGCUAACCUCCGUGGAGGCGCAGGCAACUCCCCGUGUGAUACUGGAUGUGUUGUGUGCUCACCGUGCGGUCUUUCCGGAUAAACUUCCUUCAGGGCUGCCACCGAAGCGCCCCCACGAUCACCGUAUCCUUCUCGUGCCAGGGAAGCUCCCUACGAAAUCGUCGAUCUACCGCAUGACCCCCGAACAACUUCUAUUUCACAAGCAGGAGAUAGCUAAGCUGUCUGCUAAUGGGUGGAUUGGCCCCACUUACUCUCCGAUCUGCGCACCUACGAUUAUGGUGGAUAAGCGUAGCGAUGGGACGGGCGAGCGUAAGAUGCGCAUGGUUGUCAAUUACUGGAGCUGA